AUGUCUUUGGGAUCGUCGAAAUUAAAAAGUGAUGAUGAAGGAUCGAAAAAACAAUAUGAUUAUGGUCAAUCAUAUUAUGACAAUCCAGAUGAGUUAUUAAGUAGUAAAGAUGUGAAAGAGGAUACAGAUAAUUAUAAUUUAAAGAAUACAUUAAUAAAUCGUUGUAAAAAAGGGAAAGAAAAUUUAGAAGUAUUAUCAAAAAAGGGAACUUCUGGAAUGAAUACAACCCUUAUGAAUAAGGACAUAGUUACAUUAAAUGGUGAAAAUAACGAAUUAAAAAUGAGGUUAAGAAAUUCUUUAUGCCCUAAUAAUAUAAAUUCUGACCAAAUUGACACAACGACCUCAUAUAAUAAUAAUUUGAAUGCUAGCAACAUUGAUAAUAAUAUUAGGAGAGAGUCAAAUUUAAAACUAGAAGGAAUAUUAAAUGAAAAUGAUUAUUUAAUUCAACUAAAUAAAUUAAGAAGACAUGUAAUAGUUGAGAUAUUUGGAGGUAAAUGUUUUAUAAGGGAAUAUUUAUCUACAGAAUUUUUAAAAAGAGUUAGACAGUGUUGUAAUUUAAAUUAUGUAAAAAAUAAAAGUGGAUUAAUAAAUUAUCGUGAUUGUAAACAAUUAUUAGCAGAGAAUAAUAAUAUCGCAAGUAUAGAGGCUCGGUUAAAUGCUAUAUUAGUAUCUCUUCCACCAUUAAUUUGUGUUAUUUUACAUUCUAGUGUUUUUUUAGUAAUUAAAGAAGAUUUAAUAAGAGAUGAUUUAAUUAAAAGUUUAUGCAAUAUAUCUAAAAAAUAUAUUAAUAUAUACAAUAUGAAUGGAAAUAUAAUAACAAAAAAACCUUUUGAGUUUUGUGCAUUAGAAUGUGUUUUUUCUAGUGCAAUAGAGCAUUUAAAUGCGGAAAUGCAGUUAUUAAAUAAAGAAUUUUCUGAUAUUAAACUUUCAUUAAAAACAGCAAAAUAUCAAGACAUUUUAUCAAAUUUACAUAAUUUAAAAGAGCCAACAAGCAUAUUAAUAAAUAAAGUAAAUUCAUUUAUUAAAGCUUUUCGUGAAAUUUCUGAGAAUAAUGUUGAUUUAAAAAGAAUGGAAUUAACUAAAUGUUAUUUUAAUCCUAAUGCAAAUGAUGAUGAUAAUAAAGAAGCAACAAAUCAAGAUCUACAAAUGCUGCUGGAAUAUUUUGAUCAAGAGUUGCAUCAAUCAUAUAACCAAAUAAAGAAUUUACAUGAUGGAAUGAUUAAUUUAGAAGCAAAAAUUGUCUCUGAUUUAUCUCUUACUAGAAAUAAUUUAAUCAGAAUGGAUAUAAUUAUAAGCUUAAUAAAUUCAGGGUUUGGGAUAGGAACCUUAAUAACAGGAGUUUUUGGUAUGAACUUAAAAAUACAUUUAGAAACAAACGAGGUUGCCUUCCUUUAUGUUACAGGAUUAGUCAUCAUUUUAUGUUUAAUAACUGUAAUAAUGUCUUUUUAUUUUUUCAAAUGCAUUCGAAUUUGA
Plasmodium vinckei vinckei is the source of this 1473-nucleotide messenger RNA. Its product is annotated as CorA-like Mg2+ transporter protein, putative. Gene Ontology annotation, biological process: magnesium ion transport; transmembrane transport. The record is from RefSeq and is a predicted model, not a curated record. The coding region runs from base 1 to 1473 and encodes 490 amino acids. Gene Ontology annotation, cellular component: membrane. The transcript has 2 exons. NCBI's taxonomy places the organism in Eukaryota, Apicomplexa, Aconoidasida, Haemosporida, Plasmodiidae. Gene Ontology annotation, molecular function: magnesium ion transmembrane transporter activity.